Egretta garzetta (little egret) is the source of this 1841-nucleotide messenger RNA. It is a transcript of the gene PPID, whose product is annotated as peptidylprolyl isomerase D. Gene Ontology annotation, molecular function: peptidyl-prolyl cis-trans isomerase activity; protein binding. Bases 349 to 1284 code for a protein of 311 amino acids. Gene Ontology annotation, biological process: protein folding; protein peptidyl-prolyl isomerization. NCBI's taxonomy places the organism in Eukaryota, Metazoa, Chordata, Aves, Pelecaniformes, Ardeidae. The record is from RefSeq and is a predicted model, not a curated record. The transcript is spliced from 7 exons.
GUAUGUUAAAAUAGACAUAAAAUAAGCAUGCAUGUUAGAAUACAUAAUUUGGCUUUCAUAUAUGGUGUGGUUUCCCAUGCAUGUUUUUGGGCAGAAAAUGCAUUUGGCGUUUUUGGUAGGUUUUGGCAGAAUCUGUCUUUAUUCCCCCUGAGUUAUUCCUGACAGUGGAAUUUAUUGUUGGUAACAACCUUGCUAAAAACCUAAUGUAGCUCUGCCAGUGAUUGCCAUGGAACAUCCCCCAAAUGUAAAUUUAAUAGUAUUCGAAACAAAACUAAUCAAGCCUGAACCAUUAAUUUCCUUUGCCCUGUAACGCUGAACACAUCACCGUGCCAAGGACAGGCCUUAAAAAUGCCUCCUUCUCUCUUUGUCAUUUCAGUCGGACGCAUUGUCUUUGAAUUAUUUGCUGAUGUUGUACCUAAAACUGCUGAAAAUUUCCGUGCGUUAUGUACAGGAGAGAAGGGAACAGGGCCUACCACUGGAAAACCUCUCCAUUAUAAAGGAUGUCCUUUCCACAGAAUUAUUAAGCAAUUCAUGGUCCAGGGUGGAGAUUUCUCAAACCAAAAUGGCACAGGUGGAGAAAGCAUAUAUGGUGAAAAAUUUGAAGAUGAAAACUUCCAUUAUAAGCAUGAUAAACCGGGGCUGCUGAGCAUGGCAAAUGCAGGACCUGGUACUAAUGGCUCUCAGUUCUUUAUUACAACGGUGCCUACUUCUCACCUGGAUGGGAAACAUGUGGUGUUUGGCCAAGUGAUCAAAGGAAUGGGUGUAGUUAAAAUGCUAGAAAAUGUUGAAGUAAAAGGAGAAAAACCUGCUAAGUUGUGCAUCAUUGCAGAAUGUGGAGAGCUAAAGGAAGGAGAUGACUGGGGAAUUGUUCCCCAGGAUGGAUCUGGAGAUGCUCAUCCAGAUUUUCCUGAAGAUUCAGAUAUAGACUUGAAAGAUGUUGACAAGAUUGUGGCCAUAGCAGAAGACAUAAAGAAUAUAGGAAAUACUUUCUUCAAAUCGCAAAAUUGGGCAGUGGCAGCUAAAAAGUAUAGUAAAAGUUUACGGUAUGUAGAAGCUUCUAAAGCAGUGGCAGAGGAGGCAGACAAACCGAAGUUAAAAGCUGUUGCUUUGACCUGUGUUUUAAACAUUGGUGCUUGUAAACUAAAACUGUCAGAUUGGCAGGGAGCCAUUGAAAGUUGUUCAGAGGCUGAUCUUAAAAAGGCUCAUGAAAUAGCCCCUGAAGACAAAGGUAAAAUAAAGCUGUUUCUUUAUAGAUUCUUUACCUUUUUUAAAGACUGUAACUAAGUAACCAGGAUAGUAUUUAGCAGGAAAUCGUACCAGUGCGAUGCCCAGAAUGCUGGAUUCUAACAGCUGAAAUGCUGAUAUAUUGAGCACAGACCCCACUGAGGUGGAAAACCGUUCACACAGCAGUGAUGUUUCUGGUGCACUGCGUAACCUGCUUACGCAGGUCGGGAGCACACUUCUUGAACCAUCUCGCCCUCUCACAGGGGCCUUGCUAACUUUCUUAAUUUCCUGGUCUAAUUGGGUAAGACUUUUAGCUCAGAAAUUCUGUGUUGGCACGAAUACUAUGCUUGCUACACCCUCCUCUGCCUGGUUACCUUACCAGGUGAAGCAAAGUAAGGGACAAGGGUUUUUUUGCUGCUAGUAGCUGACCUAAUAGAAGAUUAAAUGGAGUUCUAGUAUACAAAAGAAUAUGGGUAAUUUGCGGCAGCGCGACCUGGUCUUGAUGUAUGAGACCUAAUGUAAAGAGAUUACUAUAACUGCAUCAUGGAUUUUCUUUUUAACCAGCUAUUCAGAUGGAAACACUCAGAAUCAAACAGAAGAUAAAAGCCCAAAAGGAG